GGGAAGAACAUUUCUCUUCAUCCGAUCUCCUUCUCUCUGCUUGGUUUUAGCAUACGAAAACACAAAGCAGUGUCUUAGCAAAACAAGAAAUGGCUUCCAAAGCUUUGCUUCUCUUAUGUCUCUUUGCUGUUCUUCUCGUUGUCUCCGAGGUCACAGCAAGAGAUCUCGCUGAAACCUCGACCGAAAAGAAGAAUGACGCCGCGGAAGAGGCACAACACCCUGACCAGUACGGAGGAGGAUAUGGUCCCGGCUACGGCGGACGCGGUGGAUACGGCCGUGGAGGGUAUGGCGGACGCGGAGGGUACGGUGGUGGCGGUUAUGGCGGACGCGGCGGAUACGGCGGACGCGGUGGAUACGGCGGAGGAGGUGGCUGCCGGUACGGAUGCUGCUACAGAGGAUACUACGGUUGCUCGAGGUGCUGCUCUUACGCCGGCGAGGCUGUUCAGACUGAGCCGGAGAACGAGCCUGGAAACUAAACCUAUAUAUAUAUAGUGUGUAUGUAUAUAUAUGUGCAUGCAUUUACGUAAACUAGGCCGUGCAUGGUUGUGGGAUCUAUAUAUAUACACUCUAAAGUGUACGUAUGGGGGGAAAACCUGCAUGGGGGCCGGCUACCACAAUAAUGAAGUACGUACGUCCAUGCAUAGACUAAAUAAAAGGUUGUGGAAGUUUCUGUUUUUAUUUCAUGUUGGUCUGUAACCGUUGGAGUUGUAAUCCUUGUGGUCUGCGUAAUAUAGUGUUUUGCUUAAAUUUAAAUAUCACGAAAUUUCCUUC
Messenger RNA from Tarenaya hassleriana, 771 nucleotides. RefSeq names its product glycine-rich protein 3 short isoform-like. The record is from RefSeq and is a predicted model, not a curated record. Lineage: Eukaryota; Viridiplantae; Streptophyta; Magnoliopsida; Brassicales; Cleomaceae. The coding region runs from base 90 to 476 and encodes 128 amino acids. The transcript is spliced from 2 exons.